AUGUCAUUUGAUAGACCAGAUAUGAAGUAUUGGAAUGAUGACAUCAAUAUGUCAGGGGAGACUACAUUCACACCCGGUGUAGAGUCGAACUUUUAUGGUGAACUCAACCAACAAAAUAUGGAACAAUUUAACCAAGUGGGUGACUUCCACUUCAAUCAAAACCCCUAUCAAAACCAAGAACAGCCUCCAAUUAUGCAAUACGGUCAACAAUCUCAAGUUUCUAAUUUUGACAUUAACUCCAACCUUAAUUUGAAUGCCACGUCAUUCCACUCGCCUGAUACCGACAAGAGUUCAGAUCUAGGACUAAUUGCAGUUGAUAAUUCCAUCGGCAUGGACCGUGCCACCCCUGAAUCUAUUGAAGAUGUGAAAACAAGUAAGGCUAAGUUAAAGAAACAAAUAUUGGAUGAACAAGAUGCUAUACUUAUUGCUAGAGACGAUUCUGAGCUCACUGAAGUAGAAUUACAAGCGAAGAAGAAGGCCCAAAAUCGUGCCGCUCAAAGAGCUUUUAGAGAACGUAAAGAAUCUAAACUAAGAGAACUUGAGGCUAAGCUUAACAAAUCCGAAGAAGAAAAGCAAAAGCUUUUAGACCAAUUAGCAAACGCAAACCGUCAGAACAACACCAUACAGUCAGCAACAGACUUUUUAAGGAGAGAUGAAUCAAACAACAAAUACCAUGGCAAUCUUGAUGGGUUUACUGGAUCCGGAGCCAAUAAUGAUUUUGAUAAGUUUACCUUUCCAAAGACUCAAGAAGAUUUUAUCAAUGUGUUGGCAAAGGGACACCCGGUUAAACGUGAAACUUUGAAGAAAGUGUAUGAAAAUGAAGAAUACCCCGACACCAAACUUUUAGCGAUUGGAGCAGUGUGGGACUAUCUACAAUUAAAGGCAGAAGAAUUUGAAAUUGAUGACUAUUCUUUUGAUGUAGAAGGAAUAAUGAACAAGUUGAAAGGACAUGAAAGAUGUCAUGGGUUUGGGCCCGCAUAUCCUUUGGUUUUAGUUGAUGAGGCUAUUAAAGAUUGUAUGCGAUAG
Messenger RNA from [Candida] anglica, 1026 nucleotides. The record is from the annotation of a GenBank genome assembly. NCBI's taxonomy places the organism in Eukaryota, Fungi, Ascomycota, Pichiomycetes, Serinales, Debaryomycetaceae.